Molecule: messenger RNA, 2352 nt
Organism: Tetrahymena thermophila SB210
Lineage: Eukaryota; Ciliophora; Oligohymenophorea; Hymenostomatida; Tetrahymenidae
Exons: 5
Source: RefSeq, a predicted model, not a curated record
AUGUCUAGAUCUGACCUAAAGUAGUAGAAGACAUUUAUGAAUCUACCUAAAGAGUCUUUUUAGAGUAUUGAUGAUUUGUAUUUACACACCGAAGAAGAAGAAUAAUCUCAAGGUACUUACUAAAAAUAAAGAUCCAAACUAAGCCAAAAUGAAAUGGAACAUUUUAAAAUCACUAAGCCUCCAUAGUUAAAUUUAGGAGGAGGCAUUAGCAAAUAAGUUCAAUAAAAUAAAGUCCUUUUUUCUAAGCCUAAAUAUUUAAUUAAAAGCAUUGAUAAAGCUGAAUACAAUCAAAGUUAGAAUAUACAAACAGAAAACAACUAUCAAUCUGCAGAAAGGCCAUAAUCCCCUAAAGUUGCAAGAAAAUUUCCUUUUAGUUCUCCAAGCAAUCAGCUUAGAUCUGAAAUGGCUAAUUAAGAGGAAGAAAGAGCUUUUAAGAAACCUUCAUUCUAAUAGCAUAAUUUAGAUUAAAUAAAUAUGAAGGGUAAUUUGCCAAGAAAUGUAUUUUCUCUAAGCUCAAAAAAUGAUGCUCAAAAAAAUUUAAUGAAUAUUUCAGACUUAUAAAAACGAAUUGCAACAAACAGAAGUGAGUUCCCACAAAAAUAAUCUCUUACUUAGUUAAAAGAAAAUAUAUUUGCUAAAGAUACAAAAUAAGAAGGAACUCUAGACUUUAAAACUAACUAAUUUUAUGGAUAAGGGCCAAGGUAUGAUGGAGAUGGCAACUUAGUUACAUAUUCUUUAGUUGGAAAGCCAGAGUGGUUUUUAUAAGCUUCUGAGGAUUAAAAAACUCUAAAAAGAGAUUCUGCAAAGUAAUCUAAGUUAAAUAAGAAAGUUUCAAUGGCUUCUUUUGCAAGCAAAACAUCUAGCAUCAGGAUUAAAAACUCAAUAGAUACUUUGAGUAGAGUAGAUAAGAAAAGAAGAGUAGCCAAUUAAUCGUUGGGUGAAUAGCUUACUAAGGAGUAAUUAAUUAAAAAAUUAGAGAACGUUGAAAAUAGAAUCGAGGAAAAUAAAAAAAAUGAUGAAAAGGUUUUGGAAAAAAAACAAUUAUAUGAAAAGGUCUAAGAAGAGAAGCAAAUGCAUUAACUUUCUUACUAUGACUCUGUAAAUGAUAAAUGGGAAAAAUUAAAUUAUAAAUUAUCUGAGAAAUUACUAAGACCACCAGAACUAUCUCUGUUAAAAUCUAGUGUUCCUUAGUUUAGAUAAAAAGUUGAGGUCACAUAGAUUUUGGAGCAAGUGAAGACUCCGAAUGAACUACUGGGCAAUAAAUUUUGGGAAGUUACACUUAGAGAUAAGUUUAUUGAUUAUACUAAAAUAAAGCUAGGAUAAAAUGAUGAGCCAGGAAUACUAAGCGAAGAUCAAACAAAUUUAAAUUAGGAAAGUAAUAUUUUUGAAAAGAGAGCUUAGUCAUCUCAUUAAAUGAACAGAUCAGUUUAUAGAGAGUUAUCAUAUUCUAAAGGAACAAAAGUACCAGUAUUGUUUAAGAAAGAAGUUGAAAUAAUAAAACAUCCUAAAUUACUAAAUACAAAUAAUUAAUCUAGCACUCAGUAAUUCUAAACGCUUGGAUAAUAUUUUAGUUCUAUCAAUAGCAAUCAAUUUAAUAGCACCUAAGGAAACACUUUUAAUUAAUAAUAACCUCGGUAACUUCUUUCUUAAUAAAUGUCUAGGCGACCAUACUCCCAAUAAAGUGCACAAAAUAUCAGCUAUAGAGCAAGAACUCCUUUUAAUUAUAAUGGAUUUGCAAAUGCAAAUGAAUUUAUGAAUAGCAUACAAAACUCCAUGUCAGUUAACCACUCUUCUCAAGGGCAAAGGGUUAAUCUAAAUAACUCUAUGGAUAAAAUACAGUAGUUUUUUACUGCUUUAACAGUUGAUGCUGAUGAAUUAGUUAUUAAAGGAGAAAAUAAAUUGAAAGCAGAGAAAGAAGCACUAAUAAAUGAUGGGCAUCCUAAUUAAUUCAUUUAUAAACACUUUAAUUAAGAUGAGAUUACAUAAUUAGAGAAUCAAAAAAAUUCAUCGAAAUAGAAAGAGUAAAAAGAAGGAGGAGAUUAAUUCACGGGAAAUACAGAUUAAAUUAAAUAAUAAUAUGUAAAUGCAUAAAACAAAGGAGCCAUAUAAAAAUAAUCAACGUUUGGCAAUAUGAAAUCAUCUAACAUUUUUGAUUAAACUGCUAACAAAAAAGAAGAUAUGAUUUCUAAAAAAAGGAAUAACAAUAAUUAAUCAGCAGGAGCUAAUUAAUAUAAUAAUCAGUCAGAGAAUAACCACUAAUCUCUAACUUCAUAAAAAACAAUCACCAACAAUUUAUUGUCCCAGCAAUCAAUAAAGAUUGGAGGUUUUAACAACCCUUUUCAUGUAUCCUGA